UCUUUAACUAAUGUUCCUAAUAAUGAAUGGAUCAUUACUCCAGUAAUGAAACAACAAUAUGAUUCAAUAUUUGAUAAUAUUGAUAAACAAAAGGUCGGACAUUUAAAUCCUGAACAAGUGGCAGGAUUUUUAAUGACAUCUAAAUUAAAUCAACAAGAUUUGGCUACAGUAUGGGAUUUAUCAGAUAUUCAAAAUACAGGAAUCUUUACAAAAGUAGAAUUUGCUAUAGCCUUAUUUUUAGUUAAUAAGAAAUUGGCUGGAGGUAAGUUACCAAACAUAGUUCCUCAUACUUUGAUAGAAUCUUUGCAACAACCACAACAACCACAGCCAGUGAUUGAAGAGACUCGUGCUCCGGCAGUUCAACCUAUUGCUAAACAAAAGACUGCUAUGGAUGAUUUGGUAGAUAUCUUUGGAUCAUCAUCUAAUGCUAGUCCUGUACCAGCACAAGCUUCUAUUCCAGCACAAGCUUCUGUUGCAGCAAUUUCUCCUCUUGAACAACGUGUAACUUCAAGUAGUGAUCUUACCCCACCAGCAGAACUUCCAAAAGUUAGAGCGGCACUUACAGGAGCAUUUAAACCAACCUCUACUUUUGGUCAAUCAUUAAUUAACAAACAACAAGAUGUACAAACCCAUGACAAUUUAUUAGGUGAUGAUGUUCAUCAUCAAUCCCCUACUAAAGAAGUGGUACCACCACCUAUUACUUCUGAUACUCCACCAGUAACUUCUCCAACUAAACAAAUUAAUUAUGAAGCUUUAAGAAGUGUACCACCACCACCACCUCCAUCAUCUAAAAAAGUAUCUUCACCACCAACAACUACUACAUCAACCACAGCAACUAGUUCAAUUCCUGGUAGUUUCCCUACUGGAGGAUCAUUUCAAAGUAAUUAUCAAUCACCAGCUCCACCAGUUUCAGAAUCUAAUACUUAUUCACAAAAUGAAGAUUUAUUAGCCGAUACUAAUCCGGAAAUUUCUGGACAAUUAUCUCAAGCUAAUGCAGAUAUAGCCAAUGUAUCUAAUCAAAUUAGAUCAUUAGCCACUCAAACCACUAAUUUACAUGAAAAGAAAAUUAGAGCCGAACAAGAAUUACAACGAAUUUUAAAUACUAAAGUUGAAAUUGAAAAUAAAUUAAAACAAUUAAGAUCAUCUUAUGAUAAUGAAGUUUUACAAGUAAAUCAAGUUGAAAAGAAUCUUAGUAAUGCUAAAGAAGAAACUGAAGCUCUUAGAUCUCAAGCUUCGAUUUCUGAAGCUAAAUUUAAUGCUUUAUCACUGGAUCUUAAUACUAAACAACUUGCUGUAGAAGAAUUACAAAAGCAAAAUGGUUCAUUAAAGGAAAAAUUAGGUUAUUUAAAUGCCGAAAUUGCUGAACUUGAAAAGAAUGUCACUCAAAAAGUUAAUGAACAUCAAAAUUUAUCUAAUCAAGUGGCAAUUAAAAAAUCUCAAGUUCAAGUAGCCAUUGUUAAAAGUGAAGAAUUAAAGAAUCAAAUUAAACUGGUUGAAGAAUCUCAUUUAAAACUUCAAUCUGAAUUAGAUGAGGCUCAUAUUAAGAGUCAAACUUUUGAACAAGAACAUUCACAAUUGAAUGAACAAUUACAAACUACCAUUAAUCAAAAGCCUACUCAACCUUCUCCUCAUGUAUUAAGUAAGAGUGUAGUAGGUGGAGUGGCUGCAGGAUCCAUCAUUGGUGGAGUGGCUGCUGCGGUGGGUCAUGUAGUAUCUUCAGACCAUACUCAAGAAGAACCACAAUCACAAGCACAAAAAGAAGUUGCUCAAGAUGACGAUAAGGACUUAUCGGAAAUCAAUGAAGAAGAUAUUAAUAGUAAAUUUCCUGAUAUUAGUGGAACCACCGAUGGAGGAAUUGAUAAUGUCACUAAUGCCACUUCAUCGAUUGUAACUGAUGAUAAAGCCAAUGAUGAUGAGAAUGAAACUCCUAUUACUUCUCCAAGUAAUUCUGAUUUCCAAUUUCCUCAAGGAUCUAAUGCAGCCGGAGUGGUUGGAGGUUUAGUGGGAAUGCCAGGAGUUUUAGUAGGAGUUCAAAGAACUGAUUCUUUAACUUCCAGUGUUCAAAAUAAUGCCGCAUUAUCAGUUCGUGAUGAUAAUAUUGAAGAGAUUAGUGAUCGUGAUACAAUUGAUAAUAGUAAUUUAGGUGGUGAUGAUGAAGAUGCCAUUCCAGAAUCGAUUUCUACUGAAAAUUAUGGUGAACAAGAAGAAGAAGAAGAACAUGAAAAUAAAGACAUUACUCAUCACAAUCAGGAAGAUAAUAGUGAUGGUGAUAAGUUGUCUUCAGGUGUUGAAUCAUUUGAAAUUGUCAAUGGUGAUGAAGCCAGAGCCAAUGAAGCUCAAGCUCAAGCGCAAGCACAAGCACAUGCUGAAUCUCAAACUGAAACAGAAUAUCCAGCUCCAAAUCUUACUGAUGAAACUGAAAGACCAUCAGAGGAAGGUACAUCACGUGAGUUGGGUGCUGGAGAAGAGUUCCCACCAAUUAAGGAAUUAGAUUAUGAAGAAAGUGAUAGUUCUUCUGAAACUGCCUCUCAAGAUGAUAACUUUGAUGAUGCAGUGGCAGAAUUAUCUCCAAGUGCUAAUCCUCCAGGUUAUGAAGAAUCUAUCGGUGCUAUACCACCAGUUAGCCAACCACCUAAAGAAGUUAUUACUCCAGGUACCACUACUGCCACAACCACAACCACGACCACUGGACCAGCACCAACUUUUGAUGACUUCUUCAAUGAUUUACAACCUGCAACUCAAGAACAAGCAGCACCAAAUGAUUUAUUUGGUGAUGAUGAGUUUAGCAAUUUAGAGGCCGCUCGAGAUGACAAUGUAGGAGAUGAAUUUGAAACCAAAGAUUAUGGAUUUUCAGAUGAAUUCACUAAUACAACUCCUGCAGCCAAUUUCAAUUCUACCAGUACAAAUGGUAAUGAAAAUGAAAAUACUGGUACUGGUAAUGAUGAAUGGGAACAAUUAUUUGCUGGAUUCGGGAAUGCCGCACCAGUAGAAUCCACCACCAGUGAAUCUACUACCACUAAUAACAUUCAUGCUGCUACUCCCAUUAGAGUUAGUAGUACUAAUGAUGUAGCAAUUCAAGAAUUAGUUGGUAUGGGAUUUUCUGAAAGUAGUGCCUUAGAAGCUCUACAAAAACUGAAUUGGAAUUUGGAAGAUGCCACUAAUUACUUACUUGAUAGUGCCUAGUUUUAGAGAAUUAUAUAGCUUAACUUUAUUUUAGUUUGUGAUUUAUGUAUAAUAUGUUGAAAUUCAAAUUACUUUAUAUUACUGUUGUUACUAUAAAAUUCAUAACCUCAUUAUUUAAUCCUAAA
Molecule: messenger RNA, 3308 nt
Organism: Scheffersomyces amazonensis
Lineage: Eukaryota; Fungi; Ascomycota; Pichiomycetes; Serinales; Debaryomycetaceae
Gene: CTA3
Product: Cta3p
Exons: 1
Coding region: 46-3183 (1045 amino acids)
Biological process (GO): endocytosis; endosomal transport
Cellular component (GO): cytoplasm; plasma membrane
Molecular function (GO): protein binding
Source: RefSeq, a predicted model, not a curated record